GCGAAGCUCGCUCGUUUUACUGAACUACAAAAAUAACAAGAAGCCAAUGUUUACAAAAAUGUAAACUUUGUGCCAAGGAUAUAGAAAUCUUUUUUAGCUAGAUGUCAUUACAAAAUUUUAGAUGUCAGUGGUUGCUAUUUGACUUAAAUUUCCCCUCCACACAGCAAUAACUAGUAUUUGUGGUGUAAAGCCCCCACAACCAAAUUCUCUGGAUGCGUGCGAAAAAAACUGACUAUUGUGACACAGCUAAAUUGUAUGGCUAAUCCUGGGACUGCAGUUACUACGUUAUGGAAUUCAAAGCCAGAAAAGAAGAUUGGACACACCACUGCAGCUCUAAAACAAGAAGGAAUACAGGCACACACCCAGGAAAACAACUUCAAAACAUUCUUUAAGGAAAACAACUUGCAACAGAUAAACAUUGAGUCUGAAAUGGCCAACUCAACUGCUGCAACAAAAGUGACAACUAUGGCAACAUUAGUUUCAAGUAUUUCAAGUUUAGUUGGCACUGCAGGAACAUCAUCUAACCAAGGAAUGGUAACGGCUUUCAUAUCAUCAAGACCAAGUGCAAAUAUAACUUCAACUACAAACAUCACCCAAAUCACUCAACCAAUCAUUGUAGCUCCAACUCAACCAUUGUUAUUACCUAAACCCAAUAUACAGCGCAAACAGAUAAUCCAUUCAACUCCUCCAAAAAUUGGUUAUAAUCCCAACCCAUCAGUGUUGACAUCACCUCUUCAUGGUUCACCAAGUCAUUCAUGGCAGGUGACGUCACCUUUAAAUCGAAAAAGAAUUCGUGCAGAUUAUGAUCUGGAGCAGCUUGACAGUAAACGCAGAAGAACUCCCAAUCGUUGUGGCCCAGAGAAAGGUGGAAAAGGUCUUCGACAUUUUUCAAUGAAAGUUUGUGAGAAGGUUCAACAAAAAGGAAUCACCUCAUAUAACGAAGUUGCAGACGAGCUUGUUCAAGAAUUUAGUGAACAAAGCAUGAAGAGUGCAAUGACAACUGUUGAUCAAUCUUAUGAUCAGAAAAAUAUUCGACGUCGCGUGUAUGAUGCACUGAACGUACUGAUGGCGAUGAACAUCAUUUCAAAAGAGAAAAAAGAAAUCAAAUGGGUUGGACUGCCGACGAAUUCGGCGCAAGAAUGUAAACACCUGGAGGACCAAAAGAAGGAGAGAAUUGAAAGAAUUAAACAGAAGCAGCAACAGUUAAAAGAGCUAAUAGUACAACAAAUUGCGUUUAAAAACCUAGUCGAGAGAAACAAGAUUGCUGAAAAGAAAACUGGUCCUCCGCAAUCCAACGCUUGUAUCCAUCUUCCCUUCAUUAUUGUAAACACGAGCAAGAAAACAGUGAUAGAUUGUAGUAUCUCCAGUGACAAGUCUGAAUAUCUUUUUAAUUUCGACGAAGCAUUUGAAAUUCAUGAUGACAUCGAAGUUUUAAAGCGAAUGGGUUUGUCAUUCGGGCUAGAGAAAGGAGAAUGUAACCACGUAAACUUAAAGUCUGCAAGAAGUAUGGUCCCAACAGCACUGGAACCUUAUGUUAUGCAAAUGGCGAACGGUACUUACGGUGACAUGGAACUCAUAGCAUUAGAUAGAAACGCAAAAAAUUCGAUAUCACCUUUGGCAACGCCACUUUCAUCGGAGGUACGGUCGUCGCCAGGUCCUUCCACACAUCGGCAAUCAUCGCGAAAAAAACGACCAUCAACGUCCACUUUGUCGGCAGGUACUGCUAAGCGCGUAAGAAACUAUGUAUCGUCUCCGCAAGUAAAGUCGGAAAAUGACACGGACAACGAAAGUGGGGACGAGAAUAGUGCGGAGACGUUUUAAUUAGCCUUUCACGACUAUUUUUGUAACAAAGGAAAUCAUUCAGAGGUGUGAAGUUUAUAUACUGUGACUGUGCAAAGUGGACAUAGAAAUGUGAUGUUGUUGGAAGCACAUCUCAUGGAGUUAUGGCAUGAGAGAAAAAAGAGAUUUAGCUGUGUUUAUAUUUGAAUCCAAAUAAUUUUCGACAUUCCGCAGAUGUAUUUCGAUGAUGCUUUUCGUAUAAUUUUGCACGAUGUAUACAUUCUCCGUGAAGGAGAAUUAUUGGUUGUUUGUUUUUUUUUUUGAAAUAUGUCAAGGGAAAGGGUCUUCACCAUUUUGUCGAGGAAAGUGGAUAUUUUUGGAUGUGUUUGUAGUUUCAAGUCGUAUCUGUUUUUCAGUAACAAAAACGUUACAGAUGCACUUGAAAUGUCGUUUCACGCAACUACUACUAUUAAUUUUCGUAAACUUAAAAAUGGUUAAUGUCUUUUCCAUUGACGUGGGCCACCGAAAAACCUGGAACUUUAUUUUAAACACAAAAAAAAACAUUAAAAACGAUAUCUUUAAAAUUUCUCUCGAUACACAUGGAUAUCUGUGUUGUAGUAUUAACAUCGAAAUGAUUGUUCCGUUUUUAAGUGUAACUUUUCAACAUUAUUUCUUUUGCAUUCAUUGUUUUUCCUAUCGUGUCGCUUCCUUGAAUGUAAAAUCUAAGCUGUAAUUUUUUUACCGUUAUCGUAAUCCCGUGCCAGUUUUGAAAUGUGUAGAGAAAUUGUUUUUAUUUUUAUUUUGAACAAUCUCUGACCAGUAGCUUUGUUCUUUACAAACUUUACUAUGAAAAUCUUCAUUAAUGUUAUUCUUGUUAUAUUGUAAAUAUUUCAUUCCUAAUGUCAUCUCACCAUUUUUCUGUAUGCGUUCUCCUUUCGACUUCUUGUUCUCGUUUUGUUUUUAACUUCUUGUAAACAAUGCUACCAGUGUAGAUUUUGCUCUAAAAGAUUUCCGCACAAUGUUAGGAUUUUGUUCAUGGCCGAACUAUUAUAACAUGUUUUGUAUUGAAAGUAUAGUCGGUGUAUGAUUGUGUAUAUAUAUAUAACAUUUACCUAACUUUAACGUAUCAAUAGAUAGAAAUAUUGGAAAAUUAUCA
Molecule: messenger RNA, 2935 nt
Organism: Hydractinia symbiolongicarpus
Lineage: Eukaryota; Metazoa; Cnidaria; Hydrozoa; Anthoathecata; Hydractiniidae
Product: transcription factor Dp-1-like
Exons: 14
Coding region: 256-1821 (521 amino acids)
Biological process (GO): regulation of cell cycle; regulation of transcription by RNA polymerase II
Cellular component (GO): nucleus; transcription regulator complex
Molecular function (GO): RNA polymerase II transcription regulatory region sequence-specific DNA binding; DNA-binding transcription factor activity, RNA polymerase II-specific
Source: RefSeq, a predicted model, not a curated record